CGGUGUGAGCACUGCACAUCUCCGGAUCCCAACAACACCGUCUGCCUCUGGCGAGACCUCGUCCAUCCUCCGUCGUGAUGAAGCUCUCGGUUCUCAUCAUCGUCUGCGUCUGCGUGGCCGCCGUCGUGGCCAACAAGGACGCGACAACUCAGUCACGCAGGAAGCCCAAGAAGAUGCCCCAGACCCUGUCCAGAGGCUGGGCGGAUGAGGCGGAAUGGGUGCAGACCUACAGCGAAGGGCUCUACAGAGCCAAGAAAGAGGGGAAGCCACUGAUGGUCAUUCACCACCUGGAAGAGUGUCCCUACAGCCAAGGACUCAAGAAAGCUUUUGCUGAGAAUGCUGAGGCUCAAAAGAUGGCAGAUAAAGAUUUCAUCAUUCUUAACCUCGUGUUCGAGACCCACGACAAACAUCUGGCUCCUGAUGGCUACUACGUCCCAAGGAUCAUGUUCGUGGAUCCUUCCCUGACUGUGAGAGCUGACAUCGCCGGAAAGUACUCGGACAAGCUGUACACGUACCAGCCAGAAGACCUGAACUUGCUGGUGGCCAACAUGAAGAAGGCAAAGAUUUUGCUGCACACGGAGUUUUGAAGACAGCAGCUGUGCACGCAUCCAUCUACUGCGCACGCAUCCAUCCACUGUGCCUGCCAUGGCAUCAGGAAAUGGCAUCUUCAGAAUCGAGCCCCACACUCUUCCAGGAGUUAGGCCGUAUACGACCUGCAACAUUUUAUAGGGCACGUGGCCACACGAGGCCUACCACUUCACACUGCCUAGUAAACUGCGCAUUAAUCAGAGAAAAACCCAUUUUCCAACCGACGACACUGCGUAUAUAAUUGUAUCACUUAAGUCAAUUCUGACGUGGCCGCGUUGUGUAUUAAAUGUGUGGAUUGACAAAGGUAUUUGAAAGUGCUGUUCAACCCUCGGUAAGAAACGGGUUCAACACCCCUGCUCGACUUCCAACAUGGCCCUCACGUGGACGCACAUUCCCUCGGUUUUAUUAGUGAUCAAACUGCUGUUGUUUGCUCAGUUCUGCCCAUCGCUCGUGAAGCCGUGGACUCCAUUCGCUGUAUAAGUGCCGCCAUAAGCACGUUCAUGCCAUAUUGGUGUUUGCGUUUACACACACAAUAAACCUUGUUCAAACGUC
Messenger RNA from Lethenteron reissneri (Far Eastern brook lamprey), 1140 nucleotides. Its product is annotated as anterior gradient protein 3-like. NCBI's taxonomy places the organism in Eukaryota, Metazoa, Chordata, Hyperoartia, Petromyzontiformes, Petromyzontidae. Gene Ontology annotation, cellular component: endoplasmic reticulum. The record is from RefSeq and is a predicted model, not a curated record.